AUGUUCCGGUCCUUUCCACGUCUCUUUCAUCCAUUGGUAUUCAAGCGGAACGCCUCCUAUCGCCGUUUUGGCAGCCAGCCCACCGUCUCCUUUACCCGCCUCUUCCAGUCCCGCUACACGCUCUAUUUUGCCGGCUCCUGUAUCGCCUUUUAUCUUUACAACUUGGACGAGGCGCCCUUCACCAAAAGACGCCGCUUACUCUGGGUCCCCUACUGGCUCGAGCGGAAAGUGGGCGAUUACAGCUAUGCGCAGAUCAUGGCGCAGUACAAAAACCAGAUUUCGCCGUCGGGCGACCCCAAUUACCUUCUCAUUCUGCGGGUCAUGAACCGUCUCUUGGCCAGCGCCGUGGACAACACCCCAGACCCGCAGCAGGCCGCCCACGUGCGUCUGUUGGACUGGAGCAUCCACAUCAUCCGCCCGCACGGCGCCGAAGAGCCGCCCAAUGCGUUUAUCUUGCCCAACGGCAAGAUCUUCAUUUUCCUGCUGAUCUUGCCCAUCUGCCGAGACGAGGACGGCUUGGCCACGGUGCUUUCCCACGAGUUGGCCCACCAGUUGGCCCACCAUUCGCUGGAGCAGUUGAGCAAACAGCCCAUCUACCUUGCGCUUUCCACCCUCUUGUACAUGGCCACGGGAAUCUCGUGGUUCAACGACCUUUUGAUUGCAGGCUUGCUCCAGAUGCCGGCGCUGCGGGAGAUGGAGUCCGAGGCCGACCGGAUCGGCUGCGAGUUGAUGGCGCAUCUGUGCUUUGAUGUGACACGGGCAGUGGAUUUCUGGGCCCGCAUGGGCGCAUGGGAGCAGAAGUCGCAGAAGGCGACGCCCAUGUUGGAGUUUCUAUCGACACACCCCAACACCCAGAAGCGCAUGGCCGACAUCCGGUCGUGGAUGCCUGCUUUGGAGCAGAUCCGCGAGUCGUCAGACUGCUACCACUGGAAAUCGUUCCUGGAUUUCCACCGCAACUUCUUUGGCAAGCGCUAG
Molecule: messenger RNA, 975 nt
Organism: Clavispora lusitaniae ATCC 42720
Lineage: Eukaryota; Fungi; Ascomycota; Pichiomycetes; Serinales; Metschnikowiaceae
Product: metalloendopeptidase
Biological process (GO): protein quality control for misfolded or incompletely synthesized proteins; mitochondrial protein processing
Cellular component (GO): mitochondrial inner membrane
Molecular function (GO): metalloendopeptidase activity
Source: RefSeq, a predicted model, not a curated record